Messenger RNA from Papaver somniferum (opium poppy), 1048 nucleotides. Its product is annotated as D-xylose-proton symporter-like 3, chloroplastic. The record is from RefSeq and is a predicted model, not a curated record. Gene Ontology annotation, molecular function: transmembrane transporter activity. Gene Ontology annotation, biological process: transmembrane transport. Lineage: Eukaryota; Viridiplantae; Streptophyta; Magnoliopsida; Ranunculales; Papaveraceae. The transcript has 9 exons. Gene Ontology annotation, cellular component: membrane. The coding region runs from base 36 to 926 and encodes 296 amino acids.
AUUUUUCAGUGUGGAGAACAUUUCAUCAAAACAUCAUGGCUGCUACUACUACUGCAACCACUGCAACUUCACCAAUUUUCUUCAAUUCACAUAGAAAAAUAUCAUCCCAAUCAAAACCCAUGACUUUAAUAAGCGUCUCAUCUUCUAAUUUCUUACAGAAGAGGAAUAAAAAUUUGAAUUUCCAGAGAAUGUCAUUGCUUCCGACAAGAUUGGAGUUCAGAAAAUACUCAAAGCUCUUGGUGGUUUACUAUUUGGGUAUGAUAUUGGUGCUACCUCAGGAGCUACCAUCUCUUUGCGGUCUCCAGGGCUUAGUGGGACAACAUGGUUCAAUCUAUCUUCCAUACAGCUUGGUCUUGUGGGCAGCCAAGUGUUUUGUACUACGCAGGGUCCAUUCUUCAGUUAUAUCGCAGACUGCUGGAUUUGCUGCUGCAUCAGAUGCUGCCAGAGUUUCAGUUGUAAUUGGUCUAUUUAAGUUUCUAAUGACAGGGGUCGCUGUCCUAAAAGUCGACGAUCUUGGGAGGAGACCUUUACUAAUUGGAGGUGUUACUGGCAUUACGGCUUCAUUGUUGUUUCUUUCAGCAUAUUACAAAAUUCUCCAGGGGUAUCCUCUGGUAGCUGUAUCUGCUCUGCUUCUUUAUGUUGGCUGCUACCAGAUAUCUUUUGGACCAAUAAGUUGGCUAAUGGUAUCCGAGAUCUUCCCCAUUCGCACAAGAGGACGUGGGAUUAGUCUUGCUGUUCUAACAAAUUUUGGUGCAAAUGCGCUUGUAACUUUUGCAUUUUCCCCAUUGAAGGAAGCAUUGGGGGCUGAUAAUCUUUUCCUACUGUUUGCCGGUAUCGCUUUAGUAUCUCUUCUCUUUGUGAUCUUCAUCGUUCCAGAGACUAAAGGAUUGAGCCUGGAGGAAAUUGAAUCAAAGAUUUUGAAGUGAAAGCUUAGCUUUAGUGCUUUAGUACCUCGCUGAACAAAAACUUCAUUUGUAUGUACACUACUAAAUUCGGACUCUUGAAUUUGUUGUGAAACUAUCCAUGCAUAUAUAAAUAAAAUGAUAAU